Messenger RNA from Colletotrichum godetiae, 690 nucleotides. RefSeq lists its product as uncharacterized. The transcript has a single exon. Bases 115 to 576 code for a protein of 153 amino acids. Gene Ontology annotation, molecular function: protein binding. The record is from RefSeq and is a predicted model, not a curated record. Lineage: Eukaryota; Fungi; Ascomycota; Sordariomycetes; Glomerellales; Glomerellaceae.
AAGUUCGAAGGUCGGUCGCCCAUCGGCCCCGACGGUGCUCCUCUGGGACCCCCCAAGGCUUCCCGCAAGCCGCUCUUCUUCUUCCUCCUUGCCGCCUUUGGUCUCCCGUACCUGAUGCGCAAGAUGAUUAACACCAUGGCUGCAUCUGCGGAGGAGGAGGAACGUCGCCGCAUGGCUUUGGCUGGCGCGCAACAGCCCUUGGAUCCGUCCAAGCUUGACUACUGCCGGCUACUGUACGACUAUGCUCCUCAGGCCGGUAACGCCGUCAAGGACGUCGAUAUGGAAGUGCGCAAGGGUGACCUCGUCGCUGUUCUCUCCAAGAGCGACCCCAUCGGCAACCCUAGCGAGUGGUGGAAGUGCCGUGCUCGUGAUGGCCGUACGGGCUACCUCCCGUCGACCUACCUCGAGGUUAUCAAGCGACCUGGCCAGCCUCUCGCCGCCAUAAAGGGUGCGCCUAGCGACAGCAGCCGCACCAACUCGCUGACCGGCGCCGCUCCGGAAAAGGGACCGGAAAUCAAGACGAAGAUUGGAGACGUCUCGCCCGAGAGCUUCCAGAAGAGUGUGUUCUACAACUAAACUACAUAUCAACCACCCGUCACGAAGGGCGACCUAUCUGGCAGGAACGAUAAAGCGGUGUGACGAGCGAUGCGACGUGACGAGCGGAGAGACGGAUUUUUCUUUGUUGGUUUU